Messenger RNA from Acanthopagrus latus (yellowfin seabream), 1941 nucleotides. RefSeq names its product methyltransferase-like 26 B. Bases 291 to 908 code for a protein of 205 amino acids. The transcript has 8 exons. The record is from RefSeq and is a predicted model, not a curated record. Lineage: Eukaryota; Metazoa; Chordata; Actinopteri; Spariformes; Sparidae.
GUACAAUUUGUGUGACAGCUUUAGUUACAAGUUACUUUUCAGAUUACACAAGUUAAUCACGGCUUUCUGUCAGGUGGAGGGAAUAUUUGUCAUCAAGUUUAGGAGAGAGCGUCAGAUUUCUUAUUGUAAUGAGAUGAAAUGUAAUUAACUUUUGCUCAAUUCUGAACACUAUGAGAGGAACACAGAGGGAAUCCUCUUAACCAGGUAAUCUCUGCACCCAUCUGCUGUCACAGUCAUCCACCACAUCCACCCUCCACCAAUAUGCUACUGAACCAGCACCAGUGAAGACCAUGCUGCUGUCUCCUCAAGCAGAGAGGAACUGGGAGGAUCUGUGUGUGAUGCUUGAAGACGUGCUGGAGGAGCAGUCCCACAGGCAGCUGUUCGCCUUGGAGCUGGGCUCUGGGACUGGCCAGCAUGUCAUACGCUUUGCCCAGAAGAUGCCCUUUGUGACCUGGCAGCCAUCAGACAUCACACAGCAGUCUCUGGACAGCAUUAAGGCGUACGUUGCUGCGACCCAUGCAAAGACUGUGCUGCCACCUGUCCACCUGGACGCCAGUGAACCGUGGGAGAAAUGGGCAGAUCUUUCUCGCAGCUCCUGCGAUGUUAUUGUUGCCAUUAACCUGCUGCAGUACAGCUCCUUUAAAACAGCACAGGGUGUUUUCACUGGAGCGGGUCAGAUCCUCAAGCAAAAUGGCCUCUUGAUAACACAUGGGGUGUAUGCUAUUAAUGGCACCAUCACACCGAGUUGUAAUGAAAACCUGGAUGCAGAGAUUCGAAAAAUGAAUCCAGAGUGGGGUCUCCCAGACAUCGACGUGUUGAGACAGCUGGCCUACGGAAACGGGAUGCGUCUGGAGAGGAUGAUUGAGAUGGAAGAUUACUACAAAUGCCUCAUCUUCAGGAAACUUUAAAGAAGCCAAAGUACAAAAAGAAGAAAUAACUUUUUUGUAUACCCAUAGUUGAGUUGUAUGUUAACCAAUUUCAAACUUUAAAAUGUGUUUACAGGUCUUUGGAAGUAUUACUGGCUAUGUAAAAAAAAGGGAGUCGUAUCUAGCCUUUUUAUGGCUCUUGGGGAGUGUUGCAUUGUGGGUAAUGUAGGCUGCAGAAGAAUGUGUGCAAUAUAAAAGGUGACGUCUCUGGUCAUACUUGACAGAUUUGGUUAUUUGUGUUUAAACUGUCCAUAAUGUUGCCUACUUCACAAAAAAAUGCAGUCAAUCCAACGACAUGCAGCUUCUGGAGCCCCUAAAUGCAUAUGCUACUUUUUCCACAUAUGAAGUUGUACUUCCCAAUUAAUGUGUAACAUUUGUGGAGUUACCAUUUAAAAAGGGGCACUUCAGCAAUUUAGUAUUUCACUUCCCAUUAAAUACUACACAUGCAGUGAAUACAUCCUGGUUUUAUUCUCUUCUUGUGUUGUGAAUCUGGCAUCAUCAGGAUUGUUUUCUCAGACAUUUAAAAGCUUUUCCACAGUCACAGAAGUCAGAAUACAACCGUUUUCAUAGUUCUUAUGAGUAACUGAACUUUAGGUGUAAUAUUAGUGAUGUGUCCCUUUAAAUCACGUGAUCAUUUCACUCAUCGAUGUCAUGUCACGGCCUUUAAACUUGUAGAAUAAAGUUGAAACAAAUGUGACUUUGAAUAAUAACAUGUGGGUGAAUAAAGGUCGUCUUGCUGUACGUUUCUUUCUUUUGGUUCACAUGGAAGUUAACAGAAGAAAGAAAACCAGAUGAAGCAAAUGGACAAUAAGAACCAGAUAUUUAUUAAAUAUAAUCUCAAAAUUACUUUUAAAGUCAGACAGAUCAGUUCGAUGGAAUAAAGAAGUUCACAAAGAGCAACUGAAGGUUUACAGAAACCACUGAUUGGGGUGUGUGAUACAUACAUGCGCCGCGUCAUGUUCGCUCUGCAAGCAAUUCAACGUUUCCGGCGAGCCAAGUACACUUUUAAAAAAAA